GACGGCCUCCGUGGCGCAGCGGUAUGCGCGGUGGAUUUACAAGACGGAGGUCCUGGGUUCGAUCCCCGGCUGGGCAGAUUGAGAUUUUAUUAAUUUGUCCAGGUCUGGCAGGUGGGAGGCUUCGGCCGUGGCUAGUUACCACCCUACCGGCAAAGACGUACCGCCAAGCGAUUUAGCGUUCCGGUACGAUGCCGUGUAGAAACCGAAAGAAGUGUGGAUUAUCAUCCUCCUCCUAGCCCGCUUCCAUCUUAGACUGCAUCAUCACUUACCAUCAGGUGAGAUAGUAGUCAAGGGCUAACUUGUAAAGAAUUAAAAAAAAAAAAGUAGAUAUAGACUACCAGAAUUUCGCGAUUUCAAACGCGUAGUUCCCAUUCCCGUAGGAAUUAGGUUAUGAAACAUAGCCCAUGUUACUACCUGAUAAUGCAGCUUUUUAUUGGUGAAAGAAUUUUUCAAAUCGGAGAAGCAGUUUAGGAGUUUAUUCAAAAAUACAAAUAAUUCAACUUAAUUUUUUUAUAUACACUUUAGUGCACAAAAGAAAAACAAUUAUUAAGAAAACAUAGUGCCUACUCAAGAUGUGCAAAGACCUAUGGAAGGACUUAAUGUGUUACAUUUAGUGGUACGGAACCCUUCGUCGGCGAAUCCCGGCCUUCACUUGGCCGGUUAUUUUGUUACCGGAUGUUGAAAGUGUGCUUACAUUUCCUAUUUUGUGAUGAAAUUAAUAUUUAUAGGGUUCCUCUUACAAACUCUACCGUGCAUGAUAAAAUAAAAUUAAUUUAUUUCAUCAAUUAAACACGUCAUAGCACAUUAUCAUGUUAUCAUUAUUAUGUUGAACGUAACCUUGAUUUCGCUUAUCAUAAUAAAGACGGUAAACAAGAAACGUUAGUUGAUUAACAGUUCUUGAGUUAUAAAUGCAAUAAAACGGAUAUCUUCAAAUCGCGCCACAAUAAAAUUAAACGACAUCCAGUCACGAUACAAUCGGAAGCGGUGCGCCCGUUUCCGAACGACUGUGUCAUCUACCGACCGCGACCGGCUGUCAAAAUUAAAAAAAAAAUGCUCGAAGAAAUACGAAAGAAAACUUUUUUGGGAUUUGAUUUUAGCACUCAAAGGUUAAAAGCUGUGGUCAUAGACGAAAGCUAUGCUGUCUUACAAGAAGCAGAUGUUGAGUUUGAUGUGGAUUUGCCAGAAUUUAGGACGUCAGGCGGAGUCAUCCGCGGUGAGGAUGGCGAGGUGACAGUGCCCCCGCUGCUGUGGGUGAAGGCACUGGACAUGGUCAUGGACAAGCUCAUAGUGGAGGGAGUUGACUUUUCUACUGUGGAGGCCUUGUCUGGAGCUGCUCAGCAACACGGUUCAGUGUGGUGGGCGAAAGGCGCAGACGAGCGGUUGGCCAACUUGUCCCCCGAGCAGUUCCUGCACACGCAGCUGGCGUCGGCCUUCGUGGUGGACUCGCCCGUGUGGAUGGACUGCAGCACCUCCGCCGACUGUCGCGCGCUGGAGGAGGCUGUGGGCGGCGCAGAGGAGCUAGCUCGUAUAACGGGCUCGCGCGCGUACGAGCGCUUCACGGGCGCGCAGAUCCGCAAGAUGCGCCGCACGCGGGCGCGCGCGUACGCCGCCACGGAGCGCAUCUCGCUGGUGUCGUCGUUCGCGUGCUCGCUGCUGGCCGGCCGCGUGGCGCCCCUCGACCUGGCCGACGGCUCCGGCAUGAACCUGCUCGACAUACGCUCCAUGCAGUGGUGCGAGAAGGCGCUGAAUGCGUGCGGCGACGACACGCUGCGCGACAAGCUCGGCGCGCCGGUGCGCAGCGCGACCACGGUGGGCGCGGUGGGCGGCUACUUCGUGCAGCGCUACGGGUUCCCGCCCACCUGCCGCGUGGUCGCCUUCACCGGCGACAACUGCUCGGCGCUGGCCGGCCUGCGCCUGCAGCCUGGCUGGGUGGGGCUGAGUCUCGGCACCAGUGACACGCUGCUGCUGGGGCUCCGCGAGCCGUGCGCGCCGACGGCGGGGCACGUGCUCGUGGGCCCGACGAGCGCGCCGUACAUGGCGCUGCUGUGCUUCGCCAACGGCUCGCUGACGCGCCAGGCGCACCGCGACCGGCUGGCCGGGCGCAGCUGGCCCGCCUUCGACGAGCUGCUGCGCGCCACCGUGCGCGGCAACAUGGGCUAUAUGGGCAUCUACUUCGAGUGCGCGGAGAUCGUGCCGCGCGCGGCGCCGCUGCGGCGGCUGGAGGACGCGGGCGGGCGCGCGCUGGAGCGCCUGGCGCCGCAGUUCGAGGCGCGCGCGCUGCUGGAGGGGCAGGCGCUCGCGCGGCGCGCGCACGCGGAGGACAUGGGCUUCACGCUGGACGAGAAAUCGCGCGUGGUGGCGACGGGCGGCGCGUCCGUGAACAGCGCGCUGCUGCAGAUCUUCGCCGACGUGUUCAACGCGCCUGUCUACGUGCAGGACUCGCAUGCUAACGCCGCUUUGUUGGGCGCCGCUAUUCGAGCCGCUGAAGUGUGGAGCGAGGAAACCGGCAUCGCACUCAGUGGCUCCGAGCCGACCGUGUCCCCCGCGGCGAAGCCCUACCCCGACGCGGAGCGCAUCUACGGGCCCAUGCUGCGGCGCUACCGCAAGAUGCUGGAGCACAUCCCAACGCUGCUGUAACUCACUACUCACAUAGCUUCACAGUUCUAAAGUUGCCUCAAUAGCUCAACGGUAAGGUCGGACUCAUCACCGAGGGGUGGUGGUUCGAUCCCCGCCCCGUUGGUCUAUUGUUGUACCCACUCCUAGCACAGUCUUAUUAGUUGGAGUGGAAUGGAAAAAAAACGGUGACUGAAACUUUACAACUAAUUUAAAAUGAAACAGGGUAAUAGGCUAGUUGACACUUUUUUAAUUGUACUAAAAAGAACAUAUAUUAUACUAGACUGAUUUUUUUUCAUAUUUUUUGAGAAAAUUUUAAAUUUUAAUUAUGUUUUUGACAAUACGAGCCAAAACAUCUGUCAGCCAUGACAGUCUAUAUUUCAACUGUUUCAUGUCGUCACUAUUAUAAAUCCCAUUAAAUUGAGCGUUUGACAAAAAUAUUAGUUAACAAUUAGGUACGUUUAGCAUAUCAAGUGUGUUAGUGACGUCACAAAAUGGACGACAGUUUUUUUACUAAAAAUACGUGAUAUUACAAGAAAUUCUUAACUUUUAUUAAUUUAUAUCGAUAUAUUUCGGACCCUUAUUCCAAGUACUACACGAAAUUAAUAUUGUUUAUAUUAAAUUUGACAUGAGUCAACUACCCUAUUCUCCUAGAUGACUAUGUCCAAUAGCAUGCGUCAAUGAAAUUGUGAAAAGAAAAAUACUUAUUACUGGCCGAGUGAAAAAUUACUUACUGUGCGAUGGCGAACGAGAGAGAGAGAGCGAUAUUUUCAAUGCCGCCGCUAUUGGUCGAUCAUUAUUUUUUCUGUUUAAAAGAUAUCCGAGGUCUAUAGUGACAUGCAUAGGUUUAUACAACAUAUAGUACCAACUUUAAUGAAUUCUAGUUAUUAGUACUACUACUAGUGUAUUAGCCAAUAUACAGAUCUUAGCACAUUUUUUACUAAACAACAAUUAAUGUGGUUUGCCUAUAAAUCGAUCUACUAUCAAAUAACUGCCAACUAUUGAGUGGUUUAUGUAAUAAACCAAACAGAUAUAAAUGAAGUCCUUUAGUAACCAUACAGCUUAAGGUUUGGACUGUACGAGUAUUGUCAAUUAACUGAGAAACUCAUGCAAGUCAAACUUUUAAAAAUAAUGUAAAAAAAUAAUGGAAAAAUAUCUUAGCCUGGCAAGUUCGUUGAUAAUACUCCCAUUAUAUGCGGGCGACGGUGGGAAAGACUGCGCGGGUGUGAAAUCGUGCGUGCGGGGAGGUGACGUGCAUCAGUCGUGGGUUUUCAUUUAUCGCUACACGUCCCCCGGCUGAACAUCGGGAGUGUUACGAACGAAGUUGCCAAAGCAGCGGCCUUACCUUUACGUAAUUUACUUAAUAUCGUGAUAUUUUCGUGUUAUGCUGACGGUUAUAUGUUUAAUGGAGUUUUACUUAAAAACUAUGAAAUUUUAUAUUGUUCUCACUAGAAUAUAAAAUAGACAAUCUCAGAUAAUUUAUUGCGAGAGCAAAUGUAGCGCUGUAAGCAUAAGAAAUGUACUUUUAAAGUGCUGGAAACUUUUUUUUAAAUCUUCUUAGUAGGAUCAUAAGGAGCACUUAAAUCUCAUUAAUAAUACUUUUAACACAUUUAACAUUCCAAGAAAAUAAUUUAUUUAACAUUUAUGAUAUGCUGUUUGUUCGAUGUAUAACAUCUUGUGGUGAAUUUUGUCAUAUUUAUUAUUAUUAUUAUAAAUUUAUAUGUUUUAUUGUUAUUUUUAUAUAGAUCUUGAUUUUGAGAUUAUUUUAUUUGUAACUUACACGCCGGUGCUGCCGCAGUUAGUUUUAGGUAAAUAAUUUUAUUAUUAUUAACAUUCCAAAAUAUAGAAUAUUUUAUAGAUUUUAUACACGCAUAUCAUGUUCUUUGUUAAUGUUUUACACGUUUUUAAUAAAAAGAGCUUUUUAAUGAAAA
Molecule: messenger RNA, 4544 nt
Organism: Bicyclus anynana (squinting bush brown)
Lineage: Eukaryota; Metazoa; Arthropoda; Insecta; Lepidoptera; Nymphalidae
Product: xylulose kinase
Exons: 10
Coding region: 1051-2637 (528 amino acids)
Biological process (GO): xylulose metabolic process; D-xylose metabolic process
Cellular component (GO): cytosol
Molecular function (GO): D-xylulokinase activity
Source: RefSeq, a predicted model, not a curated record